This is a messenger RNA of Kwoniella mangroviensis CBS 8507, 669 nucleotides long. RefSeq lists its product as uncharacterized. The transcript has 4 exons. The record is from RefSeq and is a predicted model, not a curated record. The coding region runs from base 1 to 669 and encodes 222 amino acids. Lineage: Eukaryota; Fungi; Basidiomycota; Tremellomycetes; Tremellales; Cryptococcaceae.
AUGGGAGCACCCGAUCGAACAGUCGGUUUACCAUACCACCUAGCCUAUCCCAUCCUAUCUUCUGUCCUUUUGGCCAUAGCUGCGUUCUCAGGCGCAGAUUCAGUAUGGUAUGUAUCGGUCAGUACGCAGAGUCAAGUGAUACGAUUUGGUUCUCAAAAUUAUUGCGGCUACAACGUCUCCAACCUCGUCAUAACAGGUAAACUAGGAUGUAUAUUCAGAGGAUUUCAAUAUCAAAUACCUUCUGGAUAUUUUGGGUUUCCCGUGCCGAAUGAUAUCAAUUUGAAUACGAGUAAAGUAGCAGUAACAAGUGUGGUUGCUUUUGCAUUAGUGUUAAUCACCGGAGCUCAUCAUGCUUAUACUAUCCGAUAUUCAUUCCGUAAAAGUCCUAUGCCAAAUGAAGAUAAGCUAUAUAGUUUAGCUAUGAUUCAUUUCAUUUCCGUAUCUGUGUGUUUUCUUUUCACAUGGGUAUCAUUCAUCGCUCAAGCAGCUAUAAUCGGCCAUGCAGUCUCACAAUCCAAUAACAUCGUCACCUCUGACGACAAUGAUGAUUUGGGUAAUGGCGUGGCGAUAUACUGGGGUCAAAGUGUAUGGUUGGUCUUGGCUAGUGCUGUUAUUCAUUUUGGAUGGGGUUAUGAGGCAGUCAGAUGGAGGGUCGCUUUGAUAAAAUGA